AUAAGCAAUAAAACACAUUCAAACAUUAACAGCUGCUUUCUUCUUCUUUUUCAUUGAGCUUGCGUUCACAAAAAUGGCUGAACAUGUACUUGGAUUCGACAACAUGACCACAAUACCUUCUUCUUUCCAAACAGUGGAAAGGAGCCCAUUUUCCAAAUCGCACUGCAAUAUCGGAUUAAACUCUAGGUUGAUCAGCAAAAUCUCUUCUAAUCAGGGAAUGAAAAUGAGCAGCUCUAAAAGAGGAUCUCUAUGUAAAGUGAAUGCUUUUCCAGAUUGCUGGCCAAUAAUGGCAGUAUUAGUUGAACAUAUGGAAGGACAGAGAGACAUGAUAACCCACAAGUCUGUUUUUCACCUUAAUGAUGCAACCAUCAAGAAUGUUUAUACAGCAUACAUCAUGUUCACUUGUUGGGGAUGUUGUUUCUUUGGAGCCAUGAAAGAUCCAUAUUAUGAUUCGGAACAUUAUAGGGGAGAUGGCGGAGAUGGUACCGGACAUUGGGUCUACGAAAAGCAAGAAGACAUUGAGGAAUCGUCAAGAGCAGCAUUGUGGCGUGAGGAGUUGAUUGAAGAAAUCGAGCAGAAGGUUGGUGGGUUAAGAGAGUUGGAAGAAGCUGGCAAGAAUUAAGAAAACCUAUGAAGAAGACUAUACAUACUUUAUUGUCAAUUGAACUGCAAUUGAUCUACUUACAAAAUCUUUUCUGAUACUCAAUAUGAUCACUUCUAUAUGUUUCACUAGGUAACAGAUAACCUAUGUCGUAAUGAAAUUUAAAUACAAUCCUAUAAUAAUACAAUGUUGCAUACAACAA
Papaver somniferum (opium poppy) is the source of this 803-nucleotide messenger RNA. RefSeq names its product photosynthetic NDH subunit of subcomplex B 4, chloroplastic-like. Lineage: Eukaryota; Viridiplantae; Streptophyta; Magnoliopsida; Ranunculales; Papaveraceae. The record is from RefSeq and is a predicted model, not a curated record. Gene Ontology annotation, biological process: photosynthetic electron transport in photosystem I. The transcript is spliced from 6 exons. Gene Ontology annotation, cellular component: chloroplast thylakoid membrane; NAD(P)H dehydrogenase complex (plastoquinone). The coding region runs from base 74 to 622 and encodes 182 amino acids.